Messenger RNA from Neltuma alba, 909 nucleotides. RefSeq names its product ATP-dependent Clp protease ATP-binding subunit CLPT2, chloroplastic. Lineage: Eukaryota; Viridiplantae; Streptophyta; Magnoliopsida; Fabales; Fabaceae. The transcript has 5 exons. The record is from RefSeq and is a predicted model, not a curated record. Bases 72 to 779 code for a protein of 235 amino acids.
ACUAAAACCCCGGAAUGGGCAAAGUCCAUGAACUCCAAGAGCCAAUCUUUCCAUUUUGUUGAGAACUAACGAUGGCUGCUGCGAACUUCUUGUCCCAGCUUUCCACAACAAAUCUGGUAUUGCGGUCGGAUUUCAGAAGGCUUUUCCAUGCUCAUCCUCUUCAACCUCAAAUCCUUAACAAUUCAUGGCUGGGUACCAAACUUUGGCUUCAACCUCAACCUAAUAAUGUCAGAACACCCGUGUCCAAGCUCCGCCCUUUCGUCGCCAUCGUCUCCUUCAGCCUCCCGACUGCAGAUCCCGAGCGAGUUUCUUCCGGCCAGAAAGUUCCCAAAUGGUCUUCGAAGGCUAUAAAAUCAUUUGCAAUGGCUGAACUGGAGGCGAGAAAACUCAAGUAUCCCAAUACUGGUACUGAAUCCCUUCUUAUGGGAGUUCUUAUCGAGGGAACUAGUCCAGCCUCGAAAUACUUGCGAGCCAAUGGAAUCACACUUCUAAAGGUGCGUGAUGAAGCUUUGAAGGCACUUGGAAAAGCAGAUUUGUAUUUCUUCAGUCCUGAGCAUCCUCCACUAACUGAAGAAGCUCAGAGGGCCCUUGACUGGGCUGUUGAUCGGAAACUUAAUUCUGGUCAUGAUGGGGAAAUUACUACAACACAUUUACUUCUGGGCAUUUGGGCUGAAGCAGAAUCACCUGGUCACAAGAUACUGGCUGCCCUUGGCUUUGAUGCCGAGAAAGCUAAAGAGCUAGAGGCCCUGAUAUCUAAUCCAAAGUUUACAGAUGAUUGAUGUUUGCUUUGAUAUUUAUAAACAAAAGAAUUGCUUUGAGUGCGUUGUAAUCAGUGUUGCAUUUAAUUGUAUAAUAGAUGAAUGGGCUGUUCUGCUCCAUUGAUUUAAAUUGCAGGUCUUCUACUUUCAA